UCGAGGCGACCGAUCAUUACGAGGUAUCCGGGUCGCCGGGAGUUUUCCUCCAAACAAAACUCAAUUUUCAGUCAAAAAAAUUAUUGAUUCGAUUUUUUCUUUUUUUUUGAUAUUUUAAUUCCGGUGGAUUUUUUGCCUCCCCGUUGAGCUCUGCGGAGAGGUGGACAGAUUGGGAAAAAGGGGAAAUCAGAGAAUGGGAAGUUAAGGAUUUGACAGGCCGGGGAUCGAGAGAACGACAGAGAUGAGCGGGAAAAUGACACUGUCAUUUCAUUCACCGGUGAUGGAGGAGCAAGAGAGUAAACUGAUGACGGGCAAUUUAGAGGAGAGGAAACUGGCUUUUAAGAGCGAUGACGAACUCAUGAGAGAAACGACAAAGUUUGUUUCUGAAGUGAUAGAAACUGCGGCCGCCGAGGCGCACAGGAGAAAACUUCAAGGCGAGGAUGGCGCAAAUAGUGAAGGGAGUAGAUUGAAAGGUGGAGAUAUCAUCACCGGAUGGAACAGCCGAGCCCGUGGCUUCUGCAACCGGAUACUGAACGCCCUGUGUCCAUGCUUCACCAAUAAUGAGUUAUUCGCCUGGACGCCGUACCGGUAUCGCUUCACAAGACCUUAGCCCGAUGAGUAGUCGUCGCGAUAAAUUGUAAAAAAUUAUCUACAAUGUGCAUAAAAUGGCGAGGGAAAAAUUACUCUCGGUAAAUGAAAUGAGAAUAGAUGGCUUCCUUUGUACGUUAAACUUGUGGAGGAAAAUUCAUACCGGAGUCAUGAAAAAAUCCAAUUAGCGCGUUGGAUAUGAGAACACAAAUAAUUAUUAUAAAGAACAAGACAACUAAAACGGAAAUAUCAAUCGAUACUUAAGAAAUAUUUACAUUUUUUUAAGUGGAUCAUCGGAUUUUUGGUAUUUUAAUUGACUCAUUGGGGGAGUGGUAAAACUGAAAAUUCAUUAACCAGUGAUUUUUUUCUGCAGAACAUUUUUGACAACAAAAAUCCGGUGAAUUUUUCCGAAAUCUUUUCUUCCUGAAAUAAUUGCACAAUUGAAAAAAUAGGAGAGAAUUCCAGUGUUGUACCACUUCGUUCUGGAAAAACGUGAAAAUUAAACGAAUAGAAAAUUUUGACGAAUUAAUAUUGUGAAGUGAAGACUCUAGUCAUGAAAAAAAAAGUGCAUGUACGUGAAUGCAUGUGCAGGUGAAGCAUUGAGUUGGGAACGGUGACCGACAAAAUCGAUAAUUCGGUAUUUCAAGCUUUUCACUUGGUCACUGGAGCUCAUACCUCGUAUAUUCUACAUAUUACCAUGAUCGUAUAAGUAUUUACCUCCAGCCGUAUUUACUUCCAAACGUAAUUAAAGAUUUGAAGAUUGAAUCAUAAUCAUACGCAUGUGAGUCGAUCGACUGAAUGAACUGUAUUAAAUCUACAACUGGACAAAUUUAUUAAUGUUUAUUCUUUUGACAUUCAAUAGUGUAAUUGAGACGACGGUAUGUGUGUACAUAUGUAUCUAUCCAAUUGCUGUAAUAUUUGUCAUAUAGUUUAUAUACAAAGGAUUAUGUAUCUAGAAUUUUAUCAAGAUGGAAUUAAUUGGUCACUAGAAAAUUGGAGAAUUUUCAAUUGCACGAGUCAUGUCGAGGGAUCAAAGAUUGUUAUAUCAUUACUGGAAACGUGACAAUCAAGUCUACUGGAGAAUUAUUAAAUCCCCACGUAAUCAUUAAUAUUGUAUUCAAUACGAGUGGAUGAAUUAUUUACCUAAUUGGUCGGACAAUUUAAUUGGCGAACACGAAAUCGAAAUAGUGUGGAAUGUUUUAUGUAUAGAUCGAUGUGCAAUAAACAAAUUUAUGAAUAAAAAAUUUGAAUGUAA
Molecule: messenger RNA, 1843 nt
Organism: Fopius arisanus
Lineage: Eukaryota; Metazoa; Arthropoda; Insecta; Hymenoptera; Braconidae
Exons: 5
Coding region: 242-610 (122 amino acids)
Source: RefSeq, a predicted model, not a curated record